Molecule: messenger RNA, 702 nt
Organism: Saprolegnia diclina VS20
Lineage: Eukaryota; Oomycota; Saprolegniomycetes; Saprolegniales; Saprolegniaceae
Exons: 2
Coding region: 1-702 (233 amino acids)
Source: RefSeq, a predicted model, not a curated record
AUGGAGCCGGACGACGACCUGGACGCCCAGGCAGCGCUGGCGGCGAUCAUCCGAGAGGACCACCACGCGCCACUGCCGCGCCGCGCGAGCCUCGCGUUGUCUGCGGACGGCAGCUGCAGCUCGGCACGCAUGUCGCGCCCGUCGAACCACAAUGACGACGAGCUUUCGCUGCCGAUUGAAGAAGAGGCGACCCACAAGACGAUGCGCCGUCGUCGCCUCUCGUCGCUCAAGGACAAAAUCAAGCGCCCGGGCUUCCUCGAGAUGCGGCGCGUCUCGGGGGUGCUCAAGAUCGACCCCAAGCUGCGGCUUGUGCCGUUUGAUAGAAGCGCGCUCACCGAGUUCCAAGCCCUUCUUUGCCCGUUUGAGGACGCUGCUGCAUCGAGCGAGGCGGCUGUCGAUAGCGUGCUCGCGGCCAUGAACGACCUCCUUGAAACCAUCAUCUCGGGCAUGCUGGACGAGCACGACACGCUCAACAACUCCAAGCUGGCGCGCGACGUGUCGGUGCAGGCCGUGGCGCUUCUUGUGAGCGGCAUUGAGGACCUUGCGGCCGCGACAUCGACGACUGCCGGCGCCGCGCAUCUGCGGGACAUGGCCCACCGGCUAGGCGCGAUCGACGCCUUUGUGCGCACGUACUUUCUGAACGAGAUCCACGAGCUCGAGCAGGUGGUCAACAGCCUCGAAGACUCGCUGGAGCAAACGUAA